CUUUGCAUACAAUGUUGUGAGAGAAGUAAAGUGCCACUGCAACUGGCGUUUGAAUUGUUUUAGGUCUGAGCUUCGGAGAUGUGUUAUAAAGGCGCUGGCUCGGCCUCGUCUCCAGCCGGUAUCACUCGCACUCAUCACGGUUGUGUGUUCGGCUGCGGGAGAGCCAGAAAAUGAGUUGAUGUCUACCAAAACAAGCGUGCAAAAUGGCAACAUAUAACGCCGAAGCAGGACACUCGGUCGUGGUGGAGGUUGGCCCAGAUAUCCACAUCUGUGGUUUCUGCAAGCAGCAGUACAAUAACUUUGAAGUUUUCCUGGCUCACAAGCAAAAUGGCUGUUCCAUACCCACCUCUGAUGCAUCGGCCACCGCUGCAGCAUCCACCCUCACAGAUUCCAGUGCAGAAUUUGUGUUCGAGGAAACCUACCAGACGUGUGUUAUGAGAGGUGUCAAAAAGAUCCUGACCAAAGCACAGAAAACACCUUCCAAAAAAUUAAAACCUGCCCUGACUUCAAAGAGGCACAGCUGCUGUUUCUCAGGUUGCACGUUUAAGACGCAAUAUGGCCAAAAAGAUAUGGAGCGGCAUCUCAAAACCCAUACUGGUGAGAAGCCCUUUGAAUGUGAGCUAUGCCACAAGCGUUUCAGUCGGCGGGACAAGCUCAAUAUGCACAGCCGCUCGCACACGGGCGAGAAGCCGCACAAGUGUAAACACUGUCCCUACGCAGCAGCUGACAGCAGCAGCUUAAAGAAGCACCUCCGCAUCCACUAUGAUGAGCGGCCCUUUAAAUGCCAGAUUUGCCCUUACGCCAGCCGCAACUCCAGCCAGCUCACCGUGCACCUCCGCUCUCACACUGGGGAUGCUCCUUUCCAGUGCCAACAGUGUGACGCAAAGUUUAAGAUCAACUCGGACCUGAAGCGGCACAUUCGGAUUCACUCCGGCGAGAAGCCCUACAAAUGUGACUUCUGUGAAUACCGCUGUGCCAUGAAAGGCAACCUUAAAUCUCACGUUCAGAUCAAACAUGGCACUGAGAACUCCUUCCAUUGCCCGCACUGUGAGUUCCAGUGUGCCAAUAAAACUGCUCUGCGACAACACUCCCGGGAACACCAGCCCACUCAGCCCAUUCAGUGUUCCAAGUGCACUUACUCCUGCUCCAGCAAGGGGGCGCUCAAAGUCCACGAGAGGAUCCAUUCAGAGGAGCGCCCUUUCAAAUGUGACUUCUGCAACUUUGCCUCCAAGCAGCGCAGCAACCUUGUCAUCCACAAAAAGAAGUGCCACUCGGAUAAGCCUGAGAAAGGCGGCGGGGGGAAAGGUGGCAGGAACGGAGGAAAGGGUGGAGGGGCGGAUUCUCCGAAGCCCGUGAGCUCUCGGUAUCGGGCCAAACUGGAUGCGGCACGAGCCUUCCGCUGUGAUUCGUGUGAUGCUUCCUUUGUGAGGGAAGACUCUCUGCGGAGCCACAGAAAGCAACAUCGAGACACACAGAAUGUCCUGAAACUUCAGCUCUCUGCCCAGCCUGGUGCAGUCAACCUGGGCUCUGCCAUGCCCACGCAGAGCAACACCCAGCUUGAAGUCCCCUCUGUCCCAUCAGACACCCUCGCUCCUUACGGUAAUACACAGCUCAAAAUCAUCGUAUCACACCCUCUAGGCCAGGAGAACUCCUUAAUUCCAGCUGGCGUGGAUAGCCAACAAAGUAAGACCAACAUGGUCCUGCUAAGCUCGGACAACCAGGACAUGGUGGUCAACUCCAUGAUCCAACAGGUUAACCUUCUAGCACCUAUGCAAUCCCUUGGGACGUCCCACACCACAGAGGGCACCCUCGAACCCCAGGCAGUCCUCCUGACGCAGCUCAGCCGAGAGCAUACCAACAACAACCCACUCCACCAGGCCCUGCUCCAGAGAGCCAUCACUUCUCAGGACUCGGGCAGCGGCACGCAGACCUUCAUCACCACCUGCUCCGACCUAGAGGGCCUCAACACCUUGAUCCAAGAGGGUGGAACCGAGGUUACAGUGGUGACAGAAGGGAACACUUCCAUGGUGGCCACAGCGACGCCUCCUGACAUGGUGUGUGGGCCGGAGGACGUGUCCAAACAGGCAGGGCCUGUUCCAGCUGAGGACAGUGCCUUACCCUGCGAGGACAGCGGUUUACUGGUGCCAAACAUCACCUUGGGCAGACAGGGUGUAGUCAUCCACAGCCUGCCACUGAUAAUGUCCACCCAACCGCAGCAGAAUGCAAUCGAACAGCUCUCCCCUCAUAGCCUUUACUCAGAUUCACACACCCUAGAAGGUAUCCCACAGUGACUCGGGACUAUGGAUGGGACAAAUUGCAAGCUCUAACCCUUAGCUAUAUACAACAUAUAGCUGCAUCAUAAGCUAUUUCUUUGCCUGUAUGAACUCUUACAUCUGUGCAGGUCUUAGACACAUACAACACAGCUUUUUUUUCAAAAAGAUGCUCGUUAGUCACCAAAGUGGCAAUGCUUUUGUGUCAUGAUUUUAGAGACAUCAUUGUUUUUAAUUUUCAGUGUUUAGAAUAGGGAAUUGUCAUACCUCGGUAGUCCAAUCCUAAGCACCUUCAUUUUUAACACCCAUUAAUUUUGAAAGUCAAUUAAUGCGGGUUAGUCAGGGUGUACACACCAUUUUUGGCGUAGAUUCAUACAUACUGUAUCUGCUUUCCAUUUUUUCCAUUAUUUUGGUGGCAUCAAAAUAAGAAUAUGGUUUAUUUUCAGCCAACAUCCUAGGUAAAUAGAGGGAAGUGUUAAUCAGCUAAUCAAGUCUGAAACAAGUGGACGACGCUUAAUAAUAAAUUCCUGUUUUCUAAGA
Messenger RNA from Myripristis murdjan (pinecone soldierfish), 2810 nucleotides. RefSeq names its product zinc finger protein 64 homolog (mouse) (gene zfp64). The record is from RefSeq and is a predicted model, not a curated record. Lineage: Eukaryota; Metazoa; Chordata; Actinopteri; Holocentriformes; Holocentridae. The coding region runs from base 204 to 2291 and encodes 695 amino acids. The transcript is spliced from 6 exons.